GUGAAAAUUAACAAGGAAAACCAUAUAAAAAAUGAAAAUUUAUUAAAACUAGUGAUUCAAAGUGUGUGUGUGAGAAUUUUCUCAUGAAUCUAGAUUGUCAGUCAACUGUUUCAAGCCUAAAGAAUGAAACAAUAAAAUCCAUCCAAAACUGCUGGAUUUAUAAUUUGUGUCUGCACUGCAGUAUUCACCAUAAUGUCAAAAAAUGUUAACAGCCCACAGCAGAGCCCACGUGAAGAUCUGGACAUUGAUGGGUCAACAUAUGCAUUACAGGUUGCUCUGCGCAACAUGAAGGAGCGCUACUACAAGCUGCAAAGGAAGCUCUCCUUCAUUGAAGAAGAAAAUCAAAGACUUGUUCAUGGCAAAACUGAGCUGUUUGGAGAAAUCGGUGUAAUGCAGGAAAGCAGCAUCAAACUGAGGGAGAAAAACCUACAGCUUAAUCAAGAGAUCCACACCAAACACCAGGAGAACUGUGCUCUCCGUGACACUUGCAACAGCCUCACUCAUCAGAAUGCAGCUCUUACCAGGGACAACAAGCGACUCAGAAACCAGAUCAGUCACAUGCGCGAGGUUCAUCGUGCCCUGCAGCAGCAUGCCCAGCUUGGUGGACUGAAUCUUCCAGAAAUGGAGGCUAUGGACACCUCAACUGAUGCAUUUGAGGAAGAAGCUCUGUGUGCCUCACCUAACAUCUCUCGUGCCAUGCCAGCGACUACAAACAGCAACGAUGACAGCAGCGAUGAAGGUUCUGCUGCACCUCUUGCUGAAAUACCACGUCCUGCAGUGACAGCUCCACGGCCGAGAUACCGGCACUCGCCCCCUCCCGCGAGUGACUCAGGCUCGUCUGAGGAGGAAGACUCGGACUGCGACUCAUCGUACGGCAGCCUGUACGCUGCCACGGAGGACGUGUCUGAUCGUAUGGACGUCAUCAUGGAUGAAGUGCAGAGACAAAACCUGGCCUUACGGGCGCUGCUUCCUACACUCAUUGCUUGUCUUGAUGUUGGGUCUGAGGGCGGCCACUGUGGCACCCUGCAGAGCCAGCGUGACCGCGAGCUGUCAACUCUCACCGUCAACCUGGGCAGGUGCCCACUGCCGGCGCAAACUGACUGCGAGGCGUACGACAUCCAGCCUGACGCGACAACAGAAUCUGGGGGCGGUGCAGUGAGCGAUGGCCCGCACAGCAGCAGCCCUCCCGUCAGGCGCCGCCACCACCUCUCCGAGUUCGUCGGUGGUGCCGAUCCUGGAGUGCGUGACAUUCCACCUCCUGAGGGUGCAGCUCCUGCCCUUCCUGGGGAAGUUACUAAGGGACCUGAGGGGACGAGGGGUGCUGGGGACAGAACCCAUCUCGCUGGGGGCCGAGGGCUCCCUGACGCUCCCUUUUCCCCCAACUUGCUCGCCCCCGCUGGGGCUUACGACGAGGAUACUAAAAUUUGUCCCAUGUGCAACGUGUCGUUCGCCAGGGACGUGACGCAGGACAUGUUCGAGAACCACGUCGUGGCGCACUUUGAGGACAUUAAUGUCGACUUCGAAGUUGUUUAAAUCAAAUAUAGCUCAUUUUUUAAUAAUAUGAUGCAAUAAAUAAAAUAUACGUUUAUGUCUGCAUUAAUCUAAGUACAGUAAUGACUUAGACUUGUAUAGAGGAAAUGCUUUCUGUGAAGUAGUGCCUUGAUAUUUUCAUCCUAUUGCUUCUAAGUACAACUUUUGUUUAACAUUUGCUUAUCGGGAGAGUUUUUGCUAUAGGAUUUUCAUAUAAUUGUUAAGUAAUAGAACAUUAUUUGCUGCGAGUCUCAUUAGGUGGAUUAAUUUACACGUACGCAGAACUUCUUGCCCUUCUGUCUCUCUCGUACGGCGGCCAACCUUCUUCACGUAGCGAUGCUCUUCUUACUCCUACGUGGGUCAUCCUGACUCAAUUUGUCUCAACAAAAAUGUGUAUCAGUGCUGUGGGUGCUCUUUGUACUGUGUGCUAGAAUGUGGGUCACUAUUUGAACUAUAAGAUCCACUAUUUAGCGAAUUUUCUCAUUUAUGGAAAAAAUGCACUAUUGUGCUCGUCGUGUC
Molecule: messenger RNA, 2049 nt
Organism: Hyalella azteca
Lineage: Eukaryota; Metazoa; Arthropoda; Malacostraca; Amphipoda; Hyalellidae
Gene: spn-F
Exons: 12
Coding region: 193-1533 (446 amino acids)
Source: RefSeq, a predicted model, not a curated record